Molecule: messenger RNA, 1087 nt
Organism: Solanum verrucosum
Lineage: Eukaryota; Viridiplantae; Streptophyta; Magnoliopsida; Solanales; Solanaceae
Product: transcription termination factor MTEF1, chloroplastic-like
Exons: 2
Coding region: 69-1043 (324 amino acids)
Biological process (GO): regulation of DNA-templated transcription
Molecular function (GO): double-stranded DNA binding
Source: RefSeq, a predicted model, not a curated record
CCUCACCCCAAAAUCCUCCAUUUUUUCAUCUCAAACAACCAGAAAAUCACCAUGUGAGAGAACUCACCAUGCAAGAAACUCUCCAUCUUUCAUCUUCUUCUUCUUUUUCACCUCCUAAAUCCUCCAUUUCUCCUCCCAAAUCCUUCAAAUCCUCCACAAUUUCAUACCCUCAACACCCAAAACCACCCACCCCCAUCUCCACCUCCACCUCUCUCCCUACCCCACCCCCACCCCCACCCCAAAACUUCCACCUUCAAGAAAAGCUUCUUUUUUUGGAUUCACUUGGUGUAGACUCUUUACAUUGCCUUUCUUCACAACCCCUUAUUGUCUCUUCCUCUUUAUCUGACCUCAAAUCGGUUAUUGACUUCCUUUACUCUGUUAAUCUCAGUAUUCUUGAUGUUCGGAGAGUUUUACACAUGUGCCCAGAGAUUUUAACCGCCGGAAUUUCAACCACCCUCCGACCCGCCGUUACGUUUUUACUCCGGGAAGCUCUUGUCACCGGAGAAAAACUUCCGGGUAUUCUCCGUCGACGACCCCGGCUACUCACAAAGUGUGUAGAAAAGAAUCUCCGACCGACCCUUUACUUCUUACAGAGUACUAUUGGUAUUGAAGAUGUUUCGAAAUGUGCGACUUUGCUUUCUUGUUCAGUGGAGACUAAGUUUAUACCUCGAUUGGAUUACUUACAGAGAAUUGGGUUUUCGAGGAGAGAUGCGAAGGUGAUGUUUAGGAGGUUUCCUUCAUUGUUUUGUUACAGUAUAGAGGAGAAUUUGGAGCCGAAAUUCGAUUACUUUGUGGUGGAAAUGGGGAGGGAGUUGAAGGAAUUGAUUGUGUUUCCUCAGUAUUUCUCGUUUAGUUUAGAGAAUAGGAUAAAGCCAAGGCACAAGAUGUGUGUUGAGAAAGGUGUGUGCUUGUCAUUGCCUGUGAUGUUGAAGUCCCACGAAUCGCGAUUUCGUGAUAGGCUGGAAGUUUGUUGUAGCUCGUCUAUGCCGGUUGCUGAAUCCGGUGUCCAGAGUGCUAAUCAGUAUACCAUAGAAUCAAGUUAAUUGACUAUGUGGUAAGUAAAAAGGGGAGAGUUUUUGUAUGGCUG